CGGAAGUACUGUGAGAGUUCCUUUUGUGACAACCAUGGUAACACCAGCGCAGACGGACGCUGUUGGUCAUGUUCUGUGCGAUAAUGCUCAAUCUCUGGCUGCCCGUUUUCGGGCACUGUUUACCCUUAGGAACAUAGGGGGUGCAGCGGCCGUCGAUUGGAUAAGUCGUGCCUUUACUGAUGACUCGGCACUGUUGAAGCACGAGUUGGCUUACUGUUUAGGUCAGAUGCAGGAUGAGAGGGCAAUCCCUGUUCUGACCCAAGUGUUGAAAGACUCUAGCCAGGAGCCCAUGGUGCGGCAUGAAGCUGGGGAAGCUUUAGGGGCCAUUGGAUGUCCGAAGGUACUGGAUGUAUUGAAACAGUAUUCCCAAGACCCUGUUGUAGAAGUAGCAGAGACAUGCCAGCUGGCAGUUAAGCGUAUUGAAUGGCUGCAGAGCAGUGAGGCAGAGAGAAGCAAGAACCCCUACUUUUCUGUAGAUCCAGCACCUCCACAUCAGGAGCGUGAUGUUGAGAAGCUCCAGGAAAUCCUAUUGGAUGAAUCUGUGCCCUUGUUUGACCGGUAUCGGGCCAUGUUUGCACUUCGAAAUCUUGGAAGUGAGAAAGCAGUGCUUGCAUUAGCUGAUGGCCUUCGUUGCAGUAGCAGUCUCUUCCGUCAUGAGAUUGGCUAUGUCUUGGGACAGAUGCAGCAUGAGGCAUGUGUGCCUCAACUCUCAGAGGCUCUACGAAAGUUGGAUGAGAAUCCCAUGGUACGUCAUGAGUGUGCCGAGGCUCUGGGCUCUAUUGCCAAAGCGUCUUGUUUAGAGACCCUAAAGGAAUUUCUUGAUGACAAAGAGAGAGUGGUUAAGGAGAGCUGCAUUGUGGCACUUGACAUGUAUGAAUAUGAAAACAGCAAUGACUUUCAGUAUGCAGAUGGACUUGUCAAACUGCAGCAAGUUCAUUAACUAAGGAUGUGGUGUCCUGCAGAUUUGACUGCUUAAUUUUUGUUUAAGCCUUUUAGAUGCUGAAUAUUUAAUAAAACCAGUGAGACGUCUUGGUCUAUUUUAAA
This is a messenger RNA of Protopterus annectens (West African lungfish), 1044 nucleotides long. It is a transcript of the gene DOHH, whose product is annotated as deoxyhypusine hydroxylase. The record is from RefSeq and is a predicted model, not a curated record. NCBI's taxonomy places the organism in Eukaryota, Metazoa, Chordata, Ceratodontiformes, Protopteridae. Gene Ontology annotation, molecular function: deoxyhypusine monooxygenase activity. The transcript has 4 exons. Bases 35 to 940 code for a protein of 301 amino acids. Gene Ontology annotation, biological process: peptidyl-hypusine biosynthetic process.